Messenger RNA from Uloborus diversus, 840 nucleotides. RefSeq lists its product as uncharacterized. Lineage: Eukaryota; Metazoa; Arthropoda; Arachnida; Araneae; Uloboridae. The record is from RefSeq and is a predicted model, not a curated record.
AUGAGCUCAUUGCGUGAGUCUUCAAAAAGGUCUUUAACUCCUUCUGUUGCACAUUGUGCCAGAUUUUAUGCUCUACCAAAGGUCCAUAAACCCGACAUUCCGCUUAGGCCUAUUGUUUCAAACAUUGGUACUGCUUCAUAUAAACUUGCUAAGUAUUUAGUUUCUAUCUUCUCUUCUCUUUUGGUUAGCAACUCUUUUACUGUCAGAAAUUCUGUUCAUUUUGUUCAGAAGUUACGUUAUUUUAAGCCUCAUGGUUUAACGAUGGCUUCUUUUUACGUGAAAUCACUUUUCACUAAUGUACCGGUUAUUGGUGCAUUGGAUUGUCUUAAAUUGAGACUCCAAGAGCAUCAUUUUUCUAGUUUUGAGAUUGAGGAACUCGUUUCACUUACUCGUGUUUGUCUUGAACAGAAUACUUUUGUGUUCAAUGGUACUUACUUUCGAAUGUCUGAAGGUUUAGCAAUGGGUAAUCCUUUGAGUCCUAUUUUAAGUGACAUUUAUAUGCACUAUUUUGAGACUAAACUUUUUGAAACCAUAACGUUUCCGUUCUAUGUUCGGUACGUUGACGAUUGCUUUGUUUUGCUUGACCAAAACAAAGUUGAUAAUGAAUUUUUACUUUAUACUUUAAAUUCUAUCGAUCCUUGCAUCCAGUUCACUAUUGAAAUGGAAACUGAUAGUUCUCUUUCAUUUUUGGACGUCUUUAUUACUAAAAGUAAUGAUGAAUUUAUGACUUCGGUGUUUCGUAAGCCUUUUGCUGUUACACUACCUCCUCACAAAUGUUUCUCAUCCUCCAAACCAAAAGUUGGCCUCAUUCAAGGCUUUUGUGUUCCGUGCUUUGAACAU